AAUUUCAUUGUAAUCUAAAAGCAAUCAAGCAAACUGCACAAUGGAGAGCAUCAACUUUGUGCUCGACAUUGUCGUUACCCAGUUGGAAAGUCCCGAAAUUAAAGAUUUCAGUAAGGCGCAAGUAACCGCGAAUUUUGGCAAUGCAAAAGUGAAUCUGUCAGCGAGCAGCAUAAAUGUAACAGACUUCAAAAGUGGUGCCGGAGUGCUUCUCAAAACUUCACCCAAAAAAUUACGUAAGAGUAUUGAGGAUUGCGGCAUAGUGUUGACGGUCUCGUAUAAUAAUAAGGUGAUCGGGACCGGCCAAAUAUCUGUGCCUCAAAAGACAAUAGAUUCUAUAGACGCAGGAAUGUCAGAUUUAAUGUAUGUGGGCUGUUGCCCCUUUGAAAGGGAAGGCGAGUAUGUUGGCAGAGCAGAAGUGCUAUGUCGCCUCAUCAUUAAAUGCGAUGAGCUGGCCAAUCAGGUACAGACUCCAUGCGUGAGUAAUGUGGACAAGGCGAUCAACAAGCAGGACAUCAUGUUCCUGUUGAGUGAUACCCAGCGAUGUCCGAGCUUUUGUGAUCCCUGUCAGGACGCGUUGGAUGCAGAUGAAGGUGAUGAGAGGCUGACACUAGAUUUAGGACGUUAUCGUAGCCCCACCGGCAAGAGUCAGAGAGUAUCAGAAAUUUUUACACAUAAGCCAACAGGAUCAAAGGCUUGUUGUGAGCUCAAGCAAAUGGCAAAUGAGUGUGAACAGAUUGUUGAUUCUAUUACCGCUCGCGUAGGCCAACCCAAGGAUAUCAAGCCACCCUGUCGGGUGCCAGAAGGCCCAGAACUGGAUGGUGUUUGUAAUAUACCGAGCCAAUAUUUUCAGGAUAGUAUAGCACUGGCUGAUGCGUAUGGUCCGUGUUUUUCGUAUAUACCAGCACGACAAGACGAUAGUCCCGAUUUCUGCGAUCCCGCGCUAAUACCUGCCCCAAUCAGUGACUUAAAUAAGCCAUUUAUAAAGCCACCACGCUUUUGUCCCGUCUGUCUGGCCAACAUGUCAUGGCUUCCCAAGCUGGCUGCCUGCCCCAAGUGCGGUGCCAAAGCAAUGCCGGUGCUUGAGGAACGGCACAAAGAGAAAAAAUUGACUCCAGACCAGAUCAUACAAGAGUAUUUGGGAAAGUCCACCAAUGCUGAUCAUUGCGAAGAUCCCUGCGAAAAAGCGGAAAGGGAGAGAAACGAUGAGGACGAAUGCUCGAAAAAGUGCGAGUGCAAGGGUGGAAAAUUUUGUGUCCACUGCCGCAUACGUCAGCUCUGUGCGGACAUUUUUAAAGCUACUAAGAAUGAGAUGAUAUGCCCCAAGGUUAAACCGAAAUCCUCCGAAGAUUUUUGUGUGAAAGAUGAAGACUCUGAAGAUUGUAAGCCAUAUCUAGCGCGUGUGUUCUCUGAACUGAGGGACUUAUACGAGAUCAAAGACACGCUCCGCAUUAAUAAUUGUGGAAUGAAACAGGACGAAACAGGAGGAGAAACAUGCUCGUUGGAAAAAAUACCGGUCAAUAAGACUGUAAAAACUGCGAAAAGUUAUAAGCCAAUCAAACGCAAGCCACCCGUUUUUAGCAACCUGCACAAGAAUUGCGUGAAGUCGGAAGGGGUAGUCGCUCGUAAUCGUGGCUGGGCAUGGGGCCUAAGGGAGGAGGCAUGGAAGUACGGCUGGCGUCCAGGAUUUGUCAAAAAGUCCGUCAAGCGUCUGAUGGAUUUCUUCUUACGCUACUCUCCAGAUGACACUGCUUUCAAUUCCUGCACAAAAGUGGAAGAAGAAGAAGCAAUGAGGAAAGAAGAAGAGACACCGACUCUGAACGUAUGCAAAAAGAAUGGCGAGAUCCUAGUCACACUGCAACCGAUCAACAAUGGAACUGUGCAAAUGAAACCGAUUGUGUUCAAGGUAGUCAAGAGUGAUCUAGCCGUUGCUCUUAGCGCCAUCAAGAGGAAGCUCAAAGCAAAGGGCUUCCCCAAGUGCACCUGCCACAAUACGGUGAGAAUGUGUGUCUGCCGGGACCCGAUAGCCAAGAAGCAUCUCGAAGCGGCGAUAGAGAAGGAAAGCAAACGUUGCGGAAUGCAGAGCUGUGUGAACGAACUGGUGCUCACCGACACCAGUGAGAGCGAUAUGGAGUACGAUUUUAAUGUGUCACCGCCAGCGGCUUCAGCAUCUCCGCGCUCAAAGCCCAUCACUAUGAACAAUGGCACUCAGACAGCCAAGAAGGAUUCAGUAGUACCAUCAAAGUAUCCAACUAAGCUGGGUCCCUAUUGGCGUCAAUAUGACUGUGCGGCGGGCGAUCGCUACACCGGCACAGCAUUUGGUUCCCCGGGUGAGAUUGUGUUUGAGGAUGGAUUCUUUGGACACGGGGGCGGCGGACCACACGGGGCUUCUGCUGCUCCGGGUGGAAGACCGAAGGUCCCAGGAAUAUGGGGCUCCGGGCAGGGCGGACCUAUGACUGGUGGUGGACGCUCCGGGGGACCAGGCGGACGAGGAGGACCAGGUGGCAGAGGAGGGCCAGGCGGACCAGGCGGUCCAGGGGGUCCAGGCGGACUAGGCGGACCAGGUGGUCCACUAGCUGCCCUCUUUAAAGACAAAUCGUUCCCCGGUAAUAAAAAUAAAGAAGGCAAAGGCAAGAGCGCCCCAAUCCCAGUUCGAAUGCCCAAAAAGCACUAUGAGAAGCUAAAGCAGGCCGCUAAGGCUAAAGAAGCGGCAAAGCUUAACGAGAUAGCCAAAAAGAAGAAGGGCGUUAACCUCAUUGAUUACUUAAUGAAAGAUGGCGCUAUUAGCAAACCCUGGGACCCGAACAAUCCACCCCCAAAGAAAACCGCCAAGGACUUGCUAAAGGAGGAAAUAGAAAAGAAGGAAAGACUCCAGGCUGGAGAACGCAAACGACGCGCCCUACUGGGCACGUGCAUACCCCCCCUCGAAAGUAUGCCGCGUCUGGGCAGGGGCUACGAUCCCUGCCAAUGCUACUACAAUCCCUGCCAUCCAUGCGCAGCCCAGUGUUGCUAUCCGUGUUGGUCCUAUCAGUAGUAGCACUCAAAUACCAGUAAAAUGCCAACGUUCAGUUGUCUAGAAUAAACUUUUACAAUAAACUAUAUAUCAUAAUUG
Drosophila navojoa is the source of this 3109-nucleotide messenger RNA. RefSeq lists its product as uncharacterized. NCBI's taxonomy places the organism in Eukaryota, Metazoa, Arthropoda, Insecta, Diptera, Drosophilidae. The record is from RefSeq and is a predicted model, not a curated record.